AUGGCAUCCACUACUAGUAUGCGUAUACCAGCUCCAGUAUGGCUAUACUUUGAUCCUCCUAUUGAAGUCGAAUCGGGUAAAAAAAAAGCUAGAUGUAAGCUAUGCUCGACAGAUAAUUACCUUACUGUGAAUAAUAGUGGUACUUCCAAUUUGUGUACCCACAUUAUCAAUAUUCACAAAAUCGACAUCCCAAGUAUUUUGAGUUCUGAAGAUUUAGCCACUUUAUUUUCUCAGUCCGGUAAACAUUUUCUUAGAGAAAUAUUGGUCGAGUGGAUUGUAAAGGAUUGCCUUCCGUUUACUAUCAUCGAGUCAGAAAGCUUUCAUAAAUUAUUUGAGGUAAUUAGAAAGCUAGAAGGUAAUAUUACAAUUCCAUCUGCAAGUACAAUUAAAAGAGAUCUAUUAGAAUAUUACUCGGUAUCAAAGGCUUCAUUAAAAGAAACACUAGAAAAUAACUCAAAUAAGAUUUCACUUACCACAGACAUAUGGACUAGUAAUAGUUCUCAUGUUAUAAAUCUUGCUUUGCAAGAUUUUUUGUUUCAAUUAUGUUCUGAAGCAUCAGAUCAAGAUAAUGAUGAUAUUAAUAUUUUAAGUCAAACUAAUACCUCUAAUACUCAAGUCCCAACAAUCAAAAAGCUUCAUAUGCUUAUUGCGAAGCUUCAGCAUUCACCCCAACAUUGUCAAAAUUUAAUCGAGAUAUGUAUCUCCCUCAACAUACAACAUAUGAAUCCAAUUCUUGACUCUAAAACACGUUGGAACUCAAUGCUUAAUAUGCUUGAACGAGCUAUAACUAUGGCUCCAGCACUUAAUAGAAUAGUUAGAAAAAUUUCUGAGCUAAGUGAAUUUGGUUUUCUGCCAUAG
Messenger RNA from Acaulospora morrowiae, 858 nucleotides. NCBI's taxonomy places the organism in Eukaryota, Fungi, Glomeromycota, Glomeromycetes, Diversisporales, Acaulosporaceae. The record is from the annotation of a GenBank genome assembly.